GUUGUGUAUCUACUACACGGCUGGUGAGCUAGACGCCCCCUCCUCUCCCUCACGAGUCGUGACCCUCAGUUCCUCAUCAUAUUCACCACGAUCCCGACGUUGCACUUGCACGAAUCACGCACCUGACGGCGACACCCGCGAUCUAGCUGCCCAGGCGCCGGCACAUGGCGCCUCACGGUCACGGCCCGGACAGUGAAACGGCGGCGCCCGAGUGGCGCGGCACCGUGCGCGCCGCGGCGGCGGGGCCGACGCCCGACCAGGCGUGGGCCCUGCUGGGAGACUUCUGCUCCCUCGACAAGUGGGUGUCGCUGGUGCAGACGUGCCGGAGGCUGGAGGGCGACGACGGCCGGCCCGGGUGCGUCCGGUACUGCGCGGGGCCGGUGAACAUGGCGGCGCCGGGGGAGGCGGUCGGCUGGUCCAAGGAGCGGCUCCUCGAGGUCGACGCCGCGGGGCGGUCCUACAGCUACGAGGUGGUGGAGACCAACAAGGGGUUCGGCCGGUACCGGGCGACCAUCGGCGUGGAGCCCGACCCGGCCGGGUGCGCGGUCAGGUGGUCGUUCGAGGCCGAUCCCGUCGAGGGGUGGACGCUGGAAGGCUUCGUGGGUUUCCUGGAGAAGCUCGCGCAUGGCGUCGCCAAGAGGCUCGAAGAGGAGAUCAUGGCGAACGUCGAUGGUGAUCCUGCUGCUUUGCGAGUAUUUUGAUCUUGAUUUCCGCUUGUCCUAGUGAUACUGGCGACAGUAUGUUCGAUCACAAGUCCAUGCCCUUUUGAUUCAAAGCAAUUUCAUGGAAAUUUUGGAGAACUUUACUUGGAAAAUUUGCUUCUAGAUAUUCUUUGAUUUGUUUAAAUUUAGAACUAUCGAAAAGAUCUUCUAAAAAAACUAUAUAUGAUACAUGCCCUAUGUGGUAAGUUACCAUAAAUUCAAUAUAUACCAGCAUAAAAGGCGGAUAUUCAAUUUGGCUCUA
Messenger RNA from Triticum aestivum (bread wheat), 963 nucleotides. Its product is annotated as lachrymatory-factor synthase-like. The record is from RefSeq and is a predicted model, not a curated record. NCBI's taxonomy places the organism in Eukaryota, Viridiplantae, Streptophyta, Magnoliopsida, Poales, Poaceae. The transcript has a single exon. Bases 165 to 701 code for a protein of 178 amino acids.